This is a messenger RNA of Megalops cyprinoides (Indo-Pacific tarpon), 504 nucleotides long. RefSeq names its product outer dense fiber of sperm tails 3-like 2b (gene cimap1d). NCBI's taxonomy places the organism in Eukaryota, Metazoa, Chordata, Actinopteri, Elopiformes, Megalopidae. The record is from RefSeq and is a predicted model, not a curated record.
AUGACUAUCUUCAGUUUGUGUCUGAAGUUUAAAGCUGUGGGGGUUUUCCAGACCCCUUGACCCGGUGUCUACAGCCCAGAAACAGCUCCUCCUCUCAACAACCAGUGAAGACCCCCCUCCUACACCAUGGGCUCUCACACCCGCUACUGUCAUGUGGAUGCUGUGCCUGCCCCAAACAAGUACACAUUCCCCACGCUUAUGGGCUCCCAAGUGCCCACCAAGCCUGCCAGCUACACAAAUUUGGGACGCUGCAGGACUGGCAGUCUGUCUCAAGACCAGUCUAAAACGCGCAACAGCACAGGUCCAAGUGUCUACCUGCCCAGGCAGCCUGCUUUCUCCAUGCUUGGGUGCCACAGCAACCCCAGUGACGCCACUCAAAAGCCCAGUCCUGGCAGUCACAACCCAGAGAAGGUGACGAUACACAAGCCCCGCCCCCCAGCAUUCUCCAUCAUCAUCAGACAUACCAGGUUUGUCACCCCGCUGGUAAUGGAUCUGUUGGACUGA